GUCGGUUACUUACUAACAGCCGAUGCAGUUGCAGUAGUUUCAGUCGAGUUAAACUUGUCGCAAUAAAAUGCUGCUAGCGGUGUUGGUGGUGAUUAUUUCCGCUUUUCCUGAAUCCCAAACUUACUCCACAAAUGGCCUGUAUCGAUGCGGUAUUCGAAAACGCUUUGGAGUACAGCUGGUUCAUCACGGCUAUAUAGCGGAAAAGGGACAAUGGCCGUGGCAUGUUGCUUUGUACCACAGAACACAGAAUGGAAGUGAGUACAAAUGUGGAGGAACUCUCAUAGAUCAGCGUCAUGUUCUCACUUCCGCGCACUGUGUUGUCCGAUCUAAUGGAUUUCCAAUCGACGCCCGUGUGUUGGCGAUUCAUCUCGGUCGUCACGAUCUACGGGAACAUCCGGACCACAUGCAAGUGAAAUCGGUAACGGAAGUGCAUGUUCAUGAAGAUUUUGAAACAAAUAGGAAUGACAUCGCUCUGCUGGUGCUGAAUUCAACCGUUCAGUAUUCCGAUUACGUCAUUCCGAUAUGCUUGGAUAUGCAAGCGGAUAGGAAUGCCGCUAAACUGGACGGUUUGCGAGGUUCGAUCACCGGAUGGGGCCAGUUGGAGAAUGGAUCACUUCCGGCGCAGCUUCGAACGGCCGAGAUGCCAAUCGUAAGCCAUCUUCAGUGCCUUCAGAACGAUCCGAUUCUAUUUGGACGCUUUUUGAAUCCCAGCGUUUUCUGUGCUGGUGAUAGAAAUGGAACGAGUGUUUGCAAGGGGGACAGUGGAGGAGGAUUCUACGUUAGUGAAGGCGAUCGCUGGGUUUUGAAAGGUAUCGUUUCGUUCGCGGGAAUCGAUGAACAUGACGGGUGUGACACUUCCAAGUUUGUAGUGUUUGCCAACGUGGUGUACCAUCUUUCGUGGAUCAGUAACUUGACCCGCACAGGACCAGCCGGAGUUAUCAAGCCCAUCUCCAGACGGGUUAGCGAAAUCGAAUGCGACAAAUUUAAAUUAAUUGCCAAGAAAAAAGGAAAUGGAGUUUGCUACAAUUCAAGGAAUCCUCAUUCUGUCAGUAUUUGGUACGAAGGACCGAUGACAGCAUGCUCCGGGGUCUUAGUGAGUAACAAUUUUGUGUUGAUACCAUGUCAUUGCACCAGUGGUCCCUUUGAGCUUGACUUCGUGCGAAUCGGAGAAACGACGAAUAACAAAGUAGUAAACGUAACUUGCCAUCCAGCUUACCGUAAACAAUUAGCAUAUCAUGAUCUUGCACUCAUUCAGUUGGAAACCUCAGUCCGUUUUACACCAUCCCUUUUACCGGCCUGUUUGGCCAACAACUGGACCGAGAAUCUAUACGAAACGUUGCUGGUAACGGGACACGUUGGAAAUGGCGAACGAUCCGAAUUUCUGGAAACUGUUGAAAACCGUGUAAUCGCGAGGGACGAAUGUAACCGGAUGGAUUUCUUUAAGUCGCGUCGAUUUUCGUCCGGUAUUUCUGACGGCGAAGUGUGUGUGAUGAAUGACGACCCCGAGAGGGAAACCUCCGUCCGAAUACCGGGAGCAGCGCUGCAAACUAUGAGUACUCGCACCUGUAUGGUUACGCUAUUGGCUAUUCAGGUGGCAACCAGCACUGACAUACUGGCAAGGACCGUGCCUCUUGAUUUGUAUACUCGUGUUGCUUCCCACUUGGACUGGAUUGAAGAAGUAGUUUGGGGUGACAGCUCCGAUCUCGAUGUCCCCACAUCGGAAGCAAUUGUAAGGCCGAUUAAGACUGAUUCAGAUGAAUUGAACCCGGACUUUGUGUAUCCAGAUCAUCCAGUGUUAAAUCGAACGAAUGUUUAGGUUGUACUUAAUGACUAUAAAAUACAUGGUUAUAUUUUACUGA
Molecule: messenger RNA, 1859 nt
Organism: Wyeomyia smithii (pitcher-plant mosquito)
Lineage: Eukaryota; Metazoa; Arthropoda; Insecta; Diptera; Culicidae
Product: polyserase-2-like
Exons: 6
Coding region: 68-1816 (582 amino acids)
Biological process (GO): proteolysis
Molecular function (GO): serine-type endopeptidase activity
Source: RefSeq, a predicted model, not a curated record